Candida tropicalis MYA-3404 is the source of this 1152-nucleotide messenger RNA. RefSeq lists its product as uncharacterized. Lineage: Eukaryota; Fungi; Ascomycota; Pichiomycetes; Serinales; Debaryomycetaceae. The transcript has a single exon. Gene Ontology annotation, biological process: positive regulation of transcription by RNA polymerase II; negative regulation of transcription by RNA polymerase II. The record is from RefSeq and is a predicted model, not a curated record. Bases 1 to 1152 code for a protein of 383 amino acids. Gene Ontology annotation, molecular function: RNA polymerase II cis-regulatory region sequence-specific DNA binding; DNA-binding transcription factor activity, RNA polymerase II-specific; zinc ion binding.
AUGUAUUCACCAGGAUCUACUUCAACUAAUAAAACCACUCCUCCAGAAAUGAACUUCGACACUGAGAAACAAAAAUCAAACAAAUAUAAAUCUUCUUCCACAGAUAUGACUCAACUGAGCGCACAGGUGCCCAACAUACAAGAUUUAAUCAGUGAUGAAGACGAUGUGUCAUUAGACAUCUUCAAAAUGUACUCCAAAAAAUACUUGCCUCAGCAAAAUCAAUACCAAAAUCAAAGAGUGUCAAAUCUAGCAUGGAGAAUCAGUUCAAAUAAAAGUAAAAUAACAAAGCCUUUGAUUAGAUCUAAUUCGGUUCCAAAAGGUGGUUCAAAUCAUUCAUUAGCAAGUAGACUUGAGGCAAGAAGUAAUUCCAUGACGGAUUCAUUAGAUAAUUUUGACUAUGUUGCUCAUAUAAAACAGAUUAGCGAACAACAAAUUUCAGAAAGUGGUCCUAAAUCAUUACAAAAAUCCAAAUCAACCAAUACCACCAUCACUAAUAAUAAUAAUAAUUUUCUUUCAUCAUAUAUAUCUUCACUUGAGUCAACUUUAAUUCAGCAAAAACAACAACAAGGACAAACUGUAUUUGGUAGUAAUCAACCAAAGAAGGUCUUACAAUGUACAAACUGUCAAACAAAAACUACACCAUUAUGGAGAAAAACUAAUAAUGGAGAUUUGCUCUGUAAUGCCUGUGGUUUGUUUCACAAACUACAUGGUGUGGUAAGACCUCCAAGAAAGUCAGUAUCAUCAAACAACAAUUCUAAACAACAACGUUCCAAACCUACUCCACAAUCAUUUCCUAUGCCAACAUCAAGUCAUGCUACUACCAGUACAACUACAACUACAAUGAGUGAUGAUUUGAUGAAUUUUGAUUCAUUUUUGGCCAUGAAUACUGCUGCCAAUACAACAACUACUACUACUACUACUACUAUGGCUGAUGAUUUGAUGAAUAAUCUAGAUUUUGAAAAUUUUAAGAAUGAAUUAAAUAUUGAUUUUAAAAAUUACACUUCACAUCAUGAUGAAUUGGAUUUAUUAGAUUUACCACCAAGUUCAAAUCAUAAUAUUAAUAAUAAUAAUAAUAAUAAUAAUAAUGGCAGUAGUAGUAACACCAAUGAUAACGAUAAUAAUUGGAAUUGGUUAGAAUUUAGUCCAGCUUAG